Messenger RNA from Hyla sarda, 2611 nucleotides. RefSeq names its product galanin receptor 2b-like. The record is from RefSeq and is a predicted model, not a curated record. Gene Ontology annotation, biological process: G protein-coupled receptor signaling pathway. The coding region runs from base 111 to 1241 and encodes 376 amino acids. The transcript has 3 exons. Lineage: Eukaryota; Metazoa; Chordata; Amphibia; Anura; Hylidae. Gene Ontology annotation, cellular component: membrane. Gene Ontology annotation, molecular function: G protein-coupled receptor activity.
AAUACAGAGCUGUGUAUACUGAGCGCUGCAUCCAGGAGACCAGACAUCAUCCCCUGCCACCUCUAUGGACUGGGCAUAACCCCCGACCCUGGCACCUAUAGCACCGGUGGAUGGCUCCUCCAGUAGGGUCCAUGUCGGACCACGAGGACUUUGCGGCCCUAGCCGUCCCCUGGAACUCAUCCGACCUCAGCCUCUUUAACCCAGCCAGCGUGGUCGUCCCAGUUAUCUUCUCACUCAUCUUUCUGCUGGGCACGGUGGGCAACAGUCUGGUCCUAGCUGUCCUGUUAAGGAGCGGACAGAGAACUCACAACACCACCAACCUCUUCAUCCUCAACCUCAGUGUGGCCGAUUUCUCCUUCAUCAUCUUCUGCGUGCCCUUCCAGGCCACCAUCUACUCCCUGGAAGACUGGGUUUUCGGAGCUUUCAUGUGCAAAGCGGUCCACUUCUUCAUCUACUUGACCAUGUAUGCCAGCAGCUUCACCCUGGCAGCAGUGUCUGUUGACAGAUACUUGGCCAUCCGUUAUCCGCUACGCUCCAGAGAGCUGAGAACUCCGUGCAAUGCAGUUGCGACCUUGGCUAUUAUAUGGGGCCUCUCAGUGGUCUUUGCUGGACCUUAUCUGAGCUAUUACGACCUGAUGGAUUUCGAGACCAGCCACAUUUGCAUGCCAGGCUGGAAGGAAAGGACCCGUAAAAUUAUGGAUACUGGCACCUUUAUAGUAGGAUACGUCAUCCCUGUACUUAUUGUCAGCCUGUCUUACACCAGGACCAUUAAGUAUUUGUGGACUGCUGUUGAUCCUCUAGAAGACAUGUCAGAGUCUAAAAAAGCUAAAAGAAAAGUGACUAAGAUGAUCAUCAUUGUCACCGUCCUCUUCUGCCUGUGCUGGCUUCCUCACCAUGUGGUGGUCAUGUGUUAUCUCUAUGGUGAUUUUCCAUUCAACCAGGCCACCUAUGCCUUCCGACUGUUGUCUCAUUGCAUGGCCUACGCAAACUCUUGCCUCAACCCUAUAGUUUAUGCUUUGGUAUCCAAACACUUCCGUAAGGGAUUCCAGAAAGUCUUCAGCUGCCUCUUGAGGAAGAAGGGUCGGAAUAAAGUUCACGUGGUCAACGCGGCUCAUGCUGAGCCUGGCUUUGAUGCCGCGUCCACAGAAGUGUCCCACAUAAAUGAAGAUCAUGGAAAGAGGAACGUGCGACAAGUGGGUGGUAACCAUUCAGAUUCCUCCAGACCACUGGGCACCCCAUGAACGGGAGAAAAGAAGGGAACUAAAGAUAUCCUAAAGAAACAUUACUCAAUGCUUCCUAGAAGGACAAUAAGAUGUAUGGAUAUUGGUGGAAAUGAACUAACAUCGUUCUUGAGUUCAGACUCGUAGCUGCUCAAUGAAGACAAAAAGCUUCCAAGACAUAGUAUGGGCCAGAACGAACAUAUCUUUACCAAAUUUUGGUAUUAAAGUAACGUAAUGUUGGACUUCAAUUCGUUGGGUCCACCAGAGGAGAUGACUCUGAAGGUUCACCCCUCCCCCAUCUAUACACAAUAUGUAUACAUCUGUAGGUUAUUGUAACUCAACCCAUAAGAAGAUUGACCUAUCGGCAAGCAUUUGGGGUUGUCUUCUUGUUGUCCUUUGGGGCCCAGUAAUGUGUAAGACCUAGAGCAAAGAACCUCCUGUUCUGGCGGGUCAGUCCGGCCCUGUAGAUGUUCUUUACUUACUCUUGUAGCUUUUAUAGUGUUUCUAGAAGACUUCAUCUGAAAGAUUUAACUGAGACUCUUGAAGUUGAUAAAAGAGGAACCUACUGGAUCAGGAUCUCAAAGACUGAUUUGAAAUAUUUCUUUGUGGCCCAAAUCGGGGUCUUAAAAACACUGGGAUUUUAGUCAAGCUUUAACUUUAACUCUGCCCCUAGACAUCUUAUCCCCUAUCCAAAGGAUAGGGGAUAAGAUGUCUGAUCGCGGUGAUCCCACAGCUGGGACCCCCGCGAUCUCUGUGCAGCACCCGAUGUUCAUGACGUCACGGCCACCCCACCUUGUGAUGUCAUGCCCCCUUGUGAUGUCAUGCCACAUCACCUCAAUGCAACUUGCAUUGAGGGGGCAUGGCGCGAUGUCACGAGGGGCAUGGCCGUGACAUCUCGACCCCCGGUGCCCUCUCCAAGCCUUAGUAACAAAAUGUUCCAAACGCUGGGGCAGCGGAGUACCCCCUUAAGGGGAAGAGUUUGCAGAAGAUCUGAUCACAAGUGAUCACUAAAAAAAAAAAAAAGUUGAUAGUACAAAUUUUUGUUUCUUGCUUUGUAUCUGUUGAACCUGUUGCCAUGGCAAUGUCUGUCUCCUUAACGUCUUAGGUAGGAGAUGGAUGUCCUAAGCCUUCCCGGGAGGCAGCUUUGUGGAUGUGACUGUAUUAAUGCAUGUACGGUUGUUGAAAAGGGCAGAGGCUUAAAACAUGGGGGCCGAGCGGAGAGUGGACACUGGGAUCUCCGCGCAAGAGACGGAGAAAUCAUGUCCUCUAGUAUUGGAGUGAUAGUGACCGCCGACAUCUAAUGUUAGUAUCAGUGUCUGCUCAUAUUACCGCAAGGAUCCCGAGAAGAGAGUCUGGGGAUGCUUAAAGUAUAACUCCAGUCUAUACUUAUG